Prorocentrum cordatum is the source of this 965-nucleotide messenger RNA. The record is from the annotation of a GenBank genome assembly. Lineage: Eukaryota; Dinophyceae; Prorocentrales; Prorocentraceae.
GUGCCGGGGCCGCCCGGGGAGCCGCGCGGUGGCCUGCGAGGCGUACGGCGCCUGCGCGGAGCUGGCCGCGCGGGUUAUUCGCGAGAACGGCCUGGAGGAGCAGGUGGCGGUGGUCAACAAAGUUGCGAGCGACCUUGAGGUCGGGCCCGGCCUGGACCUGCCGACGAGGGCCGACCUCUGCGUCUUCGAGGUGUUCGACUCGCAGCUGCUGGGGGAGGGUGUGCUACCAAUGCUGCGCGACGCGCACGCGCGCCUGCUGGAGCCGGGGGCCACGCUGGUGCCGCGGCGGGUCGCGCUGCGUGCCGUGCUGGUGGAGUGCGCCGCGCUGGCGGCAGCGGACCUGCCCGAGCUGCGGGGCGCCCCGUGGCCCCUGAUGCUGGGCCAGCUGGGCCUCGCGCCCAGCGGCGGCUCGGGCGGUGCGGCGGCCAGGCCGCUCACUCAGGCGUGGGCUGCCGCGUCCAUCGACUUUGCGCGCCUCCCAGACGCCGGGCCCGUCGCGGCCGUGGCCGAGGUGGAGGCCACCGCCGCGGGGAGCGCGCACGCCGUGGCCUGGUGGUGGGAGCUGGACAUGGGCGGGGGCCACCGCCUGAGCAGCUGGACCGACGCGGAGCCGCCCGGCGGGGAGGCCCCCCUGCGCCACCACUGGCGCCCUUGCCUGUCCUUCCUGGCGCCCCGGCGGGUGCGAGUGGGCGAUCGCCUGUCCCGGCUGCGCGCCAGAGCGAUGCUCGGUCAGUGCGACUCGGAGGGUGGCAGAAGCCGUCCCGCACUGCGGCUUCGCGCCGUCUCGUCGUCGGCUCGCCUCGUUGUUUCUUCCUGGCGGCCCAGAGCCACGGUUUUUCCCGCUGGAGGCAGCACGCGGUGCCGCGAGGCUGAACGCCAUCCAGCCGAUCCUCGGGCUCACGCUGCGGCGCAGCAUGGCUGCGGCGAUGCGCAGUGCCCAGGAGUGGAGGCAUCAUGUCGGUGGC